Messenger RNA from Oncorhynchus mykiss (rainbow trout), 3792 nucleotides. Its product is annotated as protein FAM72A. The record is from RefSeq and is a predicted model, not a curated record. NCBI's taxonomy places the organism in Eukaryota, Metazoa, Chordata, Actinopteri, Salmoniformes, Salmonidae. Gene Ontology annotation, cellular component: cytosol.
UAAGGAGCUAGCUAGUCAAGUCCACUGAGAUAUAAUAAGAAGGUACAGUCUCCGGGACACCGUUAGCCAACUAGCUAGAUACCCAUUGUCUUUCUACAAACGUUGACAUACAUCCAAGUUAUAAGUUGCAAAAGUUACUUUUCUAACUAUUUGUGUCAUAUAAACGCAUACUGCAUCGCACACGCUUUACAAUGCAAGUUGCUAAAAGCCAAUCUUAUUCAUGCACCACAUUGAUAACCACAAAAUAACCCCGCCUCUUCAUGGAAAUAUAUUAGAUUUUACAUCUUUCGAUUGGUUGAAUUGAUUAUGAAUGACAUAGCAUCCUUUAAAUCGACUGUCAAGAUUACCUAGGUAGGCGUGAUUUACGAUUAUUACCCAAUGGAAUAGUCAUUAUUGUCCCCGAGAGCCAAUCGAAAUUUGACAUAAAGCCGUUUAAAAAAUGUUUCAGGAAGUAUCGGCAGCUAACAGGAAGUUAUAAACAAUCAACACAACAGUGAAACUAGCUGGCUACUACUACAACAAUUGACUGAAUCUGUGAAUGCAACGACGUAACUGAACAAAGAUUCAGGAAAUUGUUUCAUAUGAGAAGAGCACGUCGAAGAUAAGUUGAAAUGGCAACAGACCAUUGGCUAUUUUGAACAUCGGAUGCUGUGUUAUUGUGGUCACUCGUUACUUUAACGAACGUAGCUAACGAUAGCUAUCUUGCGGCUCUGUGUUGACAAGUAGUUAACGUAGCUAGCUUGCUAUCAACAAGAGUCGGUAGCUAUCUAGUUAGCUAAUUAUUGACACCUCCAAUAUAGACGUGGAAACGUUAACGGUAGCUAUAUGACAACGUUACGCCAUCUGAUUUGUGGCGUAUGUUUUAUAACCAACCUGCUGCUAGCGACGUCCAGCUAGUUGUUGCUAGCUAAGUUAUCCACUAAGUUAUCCAGUAACAAUAGUGUUUAGCUAGCUAACUUAGGUAACAGUUAGCGAUACAUUUUUAUUUUUGGUAACGUUCGCUUCAGAGGAGCUACCAUUGCUACAUUGAUCGAUCUGUUUUGACACAUUUCCUCUGGACACUGGGAUUCUGGGGCUAGCAGAACAGUAUUUGAAGAGCAUGUCUACCUCCAACUUCAAAAACAAAUGUGUCACUCAAGUGAAUUGUAUAUACUGUGAGAGUCUACUCUGCACAAGAGGAAUGAAGGCAGUACUUCUUGCAGACACCGAAAUUGAGCUGUUUUCUACGGACAUACCUCCCAACAGGACUGUUGACUUUGUGGCCAGCUGCUACUCUACAGAAAGCUGCAGAUGCAAACUGAGAGAUAUCGCCUGCCUGAAAUGUGGUAAUGUUGUGGGGUAUCACGUGGUCGCUCCCUGUAAGCCCUGCUUGCUGUCCUGUAACAAUGGCCAUUUCUGGAUGUUUAACAGUGAUGCUGUGUCCACCCUCAACCGACUGGAUGUUACAGGUUUAAACUUGUUGCUGUGGGGAGACCUUCCCGAGCUAGAGGACAGCGAGAACGAGGAAUCAGAAAGCCCAUCAGAGGAGGAGUGUAUCAGGUAGAGAGGGAUGAGAGAUGGAGGAGCGAGAUGUUACCCUGUGACCUACCAGAACCCCCAGGAACAGACAGAGAAGAAGCAGUGAGCGGAAGAGGAGAGGGGGGGCUUACCCUGUGACCACAUCCCCCUUCCCAACAUCUGCCCGUUAGAAACACACUCUCCUCUCAUGGUCCAAUCUUUCUCCCUUUCACUCUCUCUCUCUCUCUCCCUCUUUGGGUGAAACCAAUGGUAGAACUGCCCUCUCUCCUCAAACUCACAACUGAACCCCCACUCAAACAAACUCAUCUUUCUGAUUCACCGACGGACUGCCGGAUGGAUGGAUGGAUGGUCUUACCAUUUCACAUGGCUAUUUUAUACCCUUUGGGUUGCCUAUUGCCAUUGGACACUGGAUUAAACAUUGUAUGCUGUGUUUUAGAUGUUUGUCAGUCCUGUGUUGCUCCUUGAACAAUCACGAUGAUGUUGUGUUUAAGUUUCAGAAUCUGACAUUGUUUACAUUGAGUAUUUGCCAGUUUAUCUUGUCACUCUCUCACGAGGAGGGCCAGUGUGAUCAACAGAUGGUACUAGAACAUACAGUAUAGAUACGAGUUUGGUUCUAGGGCGACUCUGGUGGGACUAAAGAUGCUCUAGGAAAAUAGAUUAGGCCUAAUUACGCGCAUGUCAUCUGAACUUGGCGAAGGAGCCGGGCAGAAAAUACAUGAUCGUGAAAAGGAAAGCUGAUGUCCACUCACUACAUUGUUGACAUAGUAACAAUAUUGCAGCAAAAACAGUGAGAAAGUUGCAAUCCAAACCCUGUAUGAUUGAAAACUUGAACGGUUGUGUGCUUGUCAGAGCACUGUAUGAGUAUACUGUAUAAUUGAGUAUGGAUCACUUACAUAAAGGAGUGCCUGUGUAGAGCAGAACUUUCUAUUGCUGCUGAAGCUUUUGCUUCAGCCGACCUUCUCAACUUGUAUUCUAAUGGCCUUGGAUCUGAUUUUUAUUCUGUGGAGAGCUGUGGGCUGACUGUCAUUGCAGGAGGUCAUGCUCACCCUCUCACUGGAACUAAAAUGUGUUCGCUAGCAUUGUUUUGAUGCAUCGGUGCCCAGCAAGUACUGUCGCAAUGAGUGACAUAUCUUACAUUAGCGUUAAUAUACCUCCCAGUUCAAGCAGACAAGCUAUGCCUGUGUUAAAAAGAUAUGUUGAAGCUUACAUGGGAUAUUAUUUUAGGGGUCAUAACGAGCAUUACAAAAGGUAUACCUACACACCAAAUACCUGAAAUGGCAGUCACCAAGGCCCAGCGCAGUCAAAAAUGUGAUUUUUAUGUUUCUACACUGAGGAUGGAAUAAUACUGUGAAAUUGUGAAUAUGAUGAUAAUGCCUUUUUAGAGUAAAAGCUGUUUGAAAAGACCACCUGAAAUUGCAGCCUGUUUUGGUGGGAUGGAGUUUUGACGUGCCUGGUAUCACCACCGGGCAGUAAAUUGGUUAAUGGACCAAUAAGAAAGAGUUCCAAACCUCUCGGCCAAUAACAACUAGUUUUCCGUUUCCCCUCCCCACUCAGACCACAAAAUUCUUGCUUGAGAAAUUGCUCUUUGCUAAGAAGCUAUUUUAGUUUUGAAUUAAACAUUGUCAAAAAUAAACUAUCACAUCAAGGUACUUGAUUGUUACCCAGAAGUGAGUUCAUAUUGAGGUGAAAGCAGUUGCAUUGGACCUCAUUUUAAAUGAUGUUCUAAGCUCUGGUUUAGUGGAUCACGUCUUGUGACGUGAUUAACAAAAUGAUUAGCCAUUUAUCUAAAUCCCACAGACAAUCUCUUUCCACUUAAAUGUUCCUUUUGUUUAAUUUCCAUUCACAAAAGCAAUGUUUUGUAGUGUACUGUUAGUUUUUAUUUUUCUCUUGUUUAUUUCACAUUUCACUUGCAUUUGAGUGUUACGUUUGGAGGCUGGUUUUUGUUUUGAGGUUUUACCUUAGUGACGGUAUCACCUAAGAGCUUCCUAUAGCAUAGGACAAUAGGGAGAUAAUCAAUGACCAUCAAAACCGUGACCAAUUAAAAAAAAUAUUAAAAAAAAAAAAAAUCUCCCUUGAAUAUGAUUAACUUAAGGAGCGUGCUUUUUAUUUAUUCAUUUUAAUGUAUGUAUUUAUUAACAGGCAUUUGCUGUGUUUAUACUGAUGUGACUUGCCCUGCUGAAAAAAUAUGUAUAUUCUGAAACUGCACUGAAACUGCAUUGGUAGUUUGAAACGUUUGUUAUGUUUAAGGCUUCUUGUAUUGAUAAUACACCUUUU